Molecule: messenger RNA, 2664 nt
Organism: Sclerotinia borealis F-4128
Lineage: Eukaryota; Fungi; Ascomycota; Leotiomycetes; Helotiales; Sclerotiniaceae
Source: the annotation of a GenBank genome assembly
AUGUCUAAACGACGAUUAUCCGACAGUAGUGUCGACACUUUGGCCCUUGAAGCUGAAGCUCGAAACAUUCGCAUUCACACAACCAGUGCCCAAAGAACACGAAUAAUUGUCAACUUCAAUGACCUAUCUUCUACAAAGUUCAUUAUCCCUGUCACUUCCUCUACAACUAUCGCUGAGCUGAAGGAUCAAGUCCUCCAUCGCGCUGAGAGACUUGGAGCCAAAAUUUCCCAUGGUACAACAGAACUUCGCCUUGAAUCUGAAUAUGGACCCAUCACAUUUCCAGAAGACACUAUUGAAGAUAUAUUUGGAAAUGUAGAUCCGAAACUCAUCUGGGUCAUAUCAGCCCACCAAAAUAACUCUGAUGAUGAUGAUGAUGCUGAACCUGUUUACGUACGAUGGAUUACGCCAGGAAGAGCUCUGGAUCAUCUCUCAUUAUCUGAUAUUGAGACAGAUAAGGAGCCAUUAACUCGCGGCAUAAGAGUGGAUGGGGUUACAACGAUCGCUAAGAACCGAUUGUUUGGAGCAGCGGGAGAUGAGAUAACUCCAGCACCCGGCUUCAAUAUUGGAUUGUGGUUCAGCAGAACCGGCGAUGACAAUACCAUAUUUGGGACAGUGGGUACCGAUACAAUUGGUGGACUUGGUUUGAGUGGUAGUCUUGAAAAUCCAUUGAAUGCUUUCCUAGUCCUAAUCAGCUCGCGCGACCCAGAUCCGAAUUCUCUAUAUGGCUUUCGCUGCUCAAACCGUGGGAUGGCAACAUUCCAGACAUGCCUCAAAGUUCUGAUAACAGCCGCAACAUUCAGACCUUAUUUGAUCCCUCUUCUGUUGGAGCGUAUGAUGCAGAUCACAAAUAUUAGUGAGGCUAGGAAUGUUCUUGGAGGCAUUUUGCCUCUUAGGAUGGUUCCUGGUGCACUUAUCAACCAUAGAUUCGAGUCUGUUCUUGAAGGCUCUAGACAGAUCUUUGCUUGUAUGUUUGGAGAUAUACUCGAAGAAAAUGUCAAACCUGUCAAAGGUAACCGUAUGCCACUUCCCGCCAUGACCGAAUUUCGGCUCCUGCUCAGUGCCUGUAAUGCUUCUCCAUACUUUCAAAUGCUAUCACCACUUCAAUUAGAUGGCAGAGAGAAUUCCGGUAUUUCCUUAUCCAAAGAUGGCUAUGUAUCACAUUAUACCACACAUGGCGACGAGACAUCCCAAUCUCGACUCGAAAAUACCAUCACAGGCAUCGAGACUUUACAAUCCCGGCCAGGAGAAAGUCUUCUUUACGCUCUGCAACCGGUCAUCUCACAAAGACGAAUCGACGGCACAUGGGAGAUUGAUGAUUGGGCAAGCCCAUCCAUGGCUCUAGGAGAUUAUUCUGGACCGGACGAGGCAAUUGUUAUAUGUCUGGACCAGAGCUCUAGUAUGAACAGUCCUUUAGGCGAAGACUGGAUUGGAAAUGGCCAGCCCAAUAGCCUUAGCCGAUUCGACGAAGCCAAACAAGUCUUCCGAAACGUCGCUUCACGAUUCGCUGCUUAUCGCCUGAAUAUUCAUGUGGGAUUAGUUGUGUUUGGUACAGAAGUAGAAACGCAAGCUGAGAUUGCUCCGAUUGGUAAAGACUUCAAGAACGCAUUGGAGAAUCCCAAGGCAACGGACAAACGCACCGCGCUUUUCGAUGCCAUAGAUACGGCACAUGAUAUGCUCUAUACAUACAAGGAAGAGCAUCCCGAAUCUAAGACGAAGCUUCGCAUCAUAGCCUUGACAGAUGGCCAAGAUAAUAUUUCUAAAACUUCUCCCGAACAUAUCUGCGAAUGGUUGUGUCAUACAGACAUUGUUCUUGAUUCUAUUUUCAUCGGUGGCUCAUCGCCUAAAGACCUGUUCAAGAUGUCAAAGCAUACAGGUGGUUAUGCGUUCCAACCCACCUCACGACUCCUUCUAUUCCAGACAUUUCUCCUCGAACCGUUCCUAGAUAUACUCGCCCGACCGGAUAUUGUCAAGAUUCCCAUCGACGAUUACGAGACAUCGCUUCCCAAAGAACCCGAUAUGACGACUUUCCACGAUUUUCCACCCUGCCGACCUCAUAAAUUGCAAGAUGGUGGUUUCGUCUGGCUCGAUGCAGCUACACUGCGAUUAGCCGGAAACUCUUCUUCGCUUCUUGAAAUGGUACGCACGUCGGCCUCUGCUGAACCUUCCAAUCGAUCAUCUGGAAGAUUGUAUCUUGACGAAAUGAGACUCAUGAUUGCAAAUCCCCAUGCGUCGAUGGAUGUUUAUGUCAGCGAGGUAGAUAUGGCGUUCUGGAAAAUCAUCAUGUCAGGCCUAGCAUCUAUAGCCUAUUCUCAAGGUACUUUUGCUCUGUUUGUACAUAUGACGGAGACAUAUCCUCAAAAGGCACCGACGGUCCGAUUUAUUACACCAGUGCUUCAUCCAAAUGUAUCCAAGCAGGGUAGAAUAUGUCACGAAAUCUUCGACGACGGAUGGAAAUCCAGCCUUCACAUUCACAACAUCUUGAAGACCGUAUUCACCCUAUUUGAAAACCCAAAAGCCAGCUGCGACGCAGCCAUCGACGAACUAGCCACCCUCAAAUUCUGGACCGAUCGAGCAACUGCCGAUAAAGAAAUUAAGAAAUACGUCGCCAAAUUCGCAACGCGUACUAGACUUGAGUGGAAGACGGAAAUGGACGCGGCGAUUUAA